GCUUCUUGUUAUCAGGGCAGCACAACUUCAUGGCGCAAUUGGGCGAGCAGCAAAAACAGCUUGCCCAAUCACUUGCUGAUCUUCAUUCUGUUAUAGCCGAACUCCCUGGUUCAUUGCCAGAAGUAGCCGAGGAUGGUCCGAUUGGCCAUCACUUACGUGAUUUCAGCGUUGAUGAAGAUGAAGGUCCGUUUUACUCAUUCAACCAUGCCUGGGAACGAGUGUUUCAGCACUCCGAGAAUGAACGGCAAAAACUGGUCAUGCGAGGAAGACACGGUGUCAUUCUCACACACGAUUUUGCUGUGCACUUUGCUGCACUACCGAACAUCGAGCAACACGAUGGACUCAUCUUGAUGAACGAGCGCAUCAAAGCACUUAUCAAACUGCUUCACAAUGUUUUUUUUUUCACAUCAGAAUCUGCGUCAAUCACUAUUAUCGCGAAGGAAUGGUUAAAACGUGAUUUUGGGAAUGGUGUAAAUUUUCUCGAGGGCGUGAACAUCCAUUAAAUACAAUUAAAUAUGGUUACAUUACCAUCACAUUUCAAUACAAUACCUAUAUGAUUAAAUACUCUUGCUUUCUGGCCUGUAAUAUUAUGAAUACAUUAUAUUAU
Molecule: messenger RNA, 607 nt
Organism: Suillus bovinus
Lineage: Eukaryota; Fungi; Basidiomycota; Agaricomycetes; Boletales; Suillaceae
Exons: 2
Coding region: 30-503 (157 amino acids)
Source: RefSeq, a predicted model, not a curated record